AUGCCGAUGCUCAAAGAUCCCUCCAAGAAAUAUAAGAGGUUUCCCCCUCUUCGACUCACCGAUAGACAAUGGCCGAACAAAACCAUCGACAAACCCCCGCGCUGGCUCUCGACCGAUUUGCGCGAUGGCAACCAGAGCUUAGUCGAUCCCAUGGACGGCGAGCAAAAAUGGCGAUACUUCAAAAUGCUGGUGGAGCUGGGCUACAAAGAAAUCGAGGUUUCCUUUCCCUCCGCCUCGCAGACUGACUUCGACUUCACACGCCGCCUCGUCGAGACGCCCGGUGCCGUCCCCGAUGAUGUCUGGCUCCAGGUCUUGUCUCCGUGCCGAGAGGAGCUCAUCAAGCGUACCGUCGAGUCCCUCAAGGGUGCCAAGAAGGCACUCCUCCAUAUCUACCUUGCGACGAGCGAGUGCUUCCAGCGGAUCGUGUUUGGGAUGUCAGAAGACGAAGGUCUGGCUUUGGCAGUCAAGUGCACGGAGUACGCGCGGUCCAUUACCAAGGAUGAUCCAGAGCAGGCUGGGACGGAGUGGGCCUUCGAGUUCUCGCCGGAGACGUUCUCGGAUUCCAGACCGGAGUACGUGAUUAAGGUCUGCGAGGCUGUCAAGCAAGCCUGGGGCCCCUCGAAAGAGGUGCCGAUCAUAUUCAACCUGCCCGCGACGGUGGAGAUGUCGACGCCGAAUGUGUAUGCCGAUCAGAUUGAGUAUUUCUGCAGGAAUAUGACAGAGAGGGAGAAGUUCUGUGUUAGCUUGCAUCCGCACAACGACCGUGGGUGUGCCGUCGCGGCUGCGGAGUUGGCGCAGAUGGCGGGCGCGGACAGAGUUGAGGGGUGUCUUUUUGGGAACGGAGAAAGGACGGGAAAUGUUGAUCUUGUUACAUUGGCCUUGAACCUCUACACGCAGGGUAUCCAUCCCAAUAUUGAUUUCUCGGAUCUCAACCGGGUUAUUGAUGUUGUGGAAGUCAGCAACAAGAUCCCGGUGCAUCCUCGAGCUCCGUAUGGUGGAUCUCUUGUUGUGUGUGCUUUCAGCGGCUCUCACCAAGAUGCUAUCAAAAAGGGCUUCCAGAUCCGGAAGAAGGAAGGUGCGGAUGAUGGAAGCCAUUGGCAGGUGCCAUACCUCCCACUAGAUCCUCAGGAUAUCGGCAGGACAUACGAAGCUGUCAUCCGUGUCAACUCUCAGAGUGGCAAGGGAGGAGCAGCCUGGAUCAUCCUCCGCAACCUCGAGCUUGAUCUCCCUCGUGGUCUACAAAUCUCCUUCAGCAAAAUCGUACAGAAACACGCAGACAGAGUCGGCAGAGAACUUCUCGCCAACGAGAUCCAAGACUUGUUCGAGCAGACAUACUUCCUCAAGCAAAACCCCAGAUUUAAACUUGUGGACUAUAGCAUUACGACAGACCGAUCAGCUUCUCCCGCUCCUCCGGUGCCGGGAAAGACGCAAGACACCACCUCGUCGAAGAGACGCUUCGAAGGUGUGAUUUCCGUCGACGGCCAGGAACAUCAGUUACAGGGGUCCGGAAAUGGGCCCAUCUCCAGCUUAGCUAACGCUCUCUCUUCUGUCGGUAUUGAUCUCGACGUUGCGGAUUACAAGGAGCAUGCUAUUGGGGGCGGGAAAGAUGUCAAGGCUGCCAGUUACAUUGAGUGUACGGCCGCUGGGUCGAAUCAGAAAGUUUGGGGCGUAGGUGUUGAUGAGGAUGUGGUGCAGAGUUCUUUGAUUGCUCUUUUGAGCGCCGCUAGCAACUUCGUAACAUCAAGACCAAACACGCCUCUCUUGUUGAAAGGGAAGCACGGGCCGACCUUGGGCCAAGACCUCGACAUCGACAUCAAUGGCAGCCCGAGGGGCAGGGAGAACCAAGCUCUCGCGAUACCCAAGCCCAACGGCACUCCACGAAGCGGAUCGGACGCAGUGCAUCUUCUGGAAGAAAAGGUGAACGGACUUGUGAAGUGA
This is a messenger RNA of Drepanopeziza brunnea f. sp. 'multigermtubi' MB_m1, 1938 nucleotides long. RefSeq lists its product as uncharacterized. Gene Ontology annotation, molecular function: 2-isopropylmalate synthase activity. The record is from RefSeq and is a predicted model, not a curated record. Gene Ontology annotation, biological process: L-leucine biosynthetic process. Gene Ontology annotation, cellular component: mitochondrion. Lineage: Eukaryota; Fungi; Ascomycota; Leotiomycetes; Helotiales; Drepanopezizaceae.